UGUCAAUUCCACCGGAUCACAUCAAGAGUCCAGGAGUGUUAGUAAACAAGCCAAGUGAUCAGCAAACACAGAGAAACCAACCGAGAUUGCAGCAACAGCUAUAAAAGUCGAUGGGUCGACCGGCUCCCCCUCAGUGUCGAUCAACAUUCCAUGUACGUCGUUUCUGUUGUUAAAAAUAUACUGAAUUCAUUUGUUUGAAGACUGAUUGAUCAGCAAGAUCAUGAGAAUCCCUGUGAUUUUGCUCGCGUGCAUCGCAAUCGCGAGUGGAGCUGUCCUUAAGAAAAGUGGCGAGACGUUAGAGGAAGAGGAAGCACGAGCUGAACAGAGGCUGAGAGAGAUCAAUGAGGAACUGGAUCGCAAAAAGAACAUCAAUACUGUAGCAUCCUGGGCCUAUGCUUCCAACAUUACCGAAUCCAAUCUCAAGAACAUGAAUGAUAUAUCCGUGGAAACCGCCAAAUAUUACAAGGAACUCGCUGCGGAACUCAAAGGGUUCAAUACGAAGGACUACAAAAAUGAGGACCUCAAAAGGCAAAUCAAGAAACUAUCCAAAUUAGGAUAUAGUUCUCUAUCUUCUGAGAAGUAUAAAGAACUUUUGGAGGCUAUAACAUCAAUGGAAUCAAAUUAUGCUAAAGUAAAGUUGUGCUCCUACACGGAUCCUAAUAAAUGUGACCUGGCACUUGAGCCUGAAAUCACGGAGAUUUUGAUAAGUAGCCGAGAUCCUGAGGAGUUGAAGUACUACUGGAAGCAAUGGUAUGACAAGGCCGGUACCCCAACUAGAGAAAGCUUCAAUAGAUACAUUGAAUUAAAUCGGGAAGCUGCUCAACUUGACGGAUACAAUUCAGGAGCCGAAUCCUGGUUGGAUGAAUACGAGGAUGAAACAUUUGAGGCCCAAUUGGAGAAUAUCUUUAAUCAAAUCCGACCUCUCUAUGAACAACUUCACGCUUACGUGAGAUUUAAGCUGGGAGAGAAAUACGGUCGAGAUAUAGUCCCGGAAAAAGGUCCUAUUCCCAUGCAUGUCCUUGGAAAUAUGUGGGGUCAAACCUGGAGUGAAAUAGCCCAAAUUUUAGUCCCAUAUCCAGACAAGAAGCUUUUAGAUGUAACUGAUGAAAUGGUAAAACAAGGUUACACUCCUGUUUCGAUGUUCCAGAAAGGCGAUGAAUUUUUCCAAAGUCUCAAUAUGACCAAACUUCCCCAAUCUUUCUGGGACAACAGUAUCCUGGAGAAGCCUAAGGAUGGUCGCGAAAUGGUUUGCCAUGCUAGUGCUUGGGAUUUCUAUGUUAAGGACGACGUGAGAAUCAAGCAGUGCACCAGGGUUACAAUGGACCAAUUCUUUACAGCUCAUCAUGAACUCGGACACAUCCAGUACUAUCUUCAGUAUCAGCAUCAACCUAGCGUUUACCGUGAAGGUGCUAAUCCAGGUUUUCACGAGGCUGUUGGAGAUGUCCUAUCUCUCUCAGUUUCCACUCCAAAACACCUCGAGAAGGUGGGUCUGCUGAAGGAUUUCAAAUUCGACGAGGAAGCCCAAAUCAAUCAACUUCUGAACCUGGCUCUGGACAAAAUGGCCUUCCUGCCGUUUGCCUACACCAUCGACAAGUACCGUUGGGGUGUCUUCCGCGGUGAAAUCCAACCAUCGGACUACAACUGCAAGUUUUGGGAACUCAGGGCACAAUAUGGUGGUAUCGAACCCCCAGUAACUCGAUCAGAGGAUGACUUUGAUCCACCUGCAAAGUAUCACAUUUCGGCGGAUGUUGAGUACCUAAGGUACUUGGUGUCCUUCAUCAUCCAAUUCCAGUUCCAUCAAGCUGCUUGCGAGAAGGCUGGUCAGUUUGUGCCCAAUGAUCCAGAAAAGACCCUACUCAACUGUGACAUCUACCAGAGCGCUGAAGCUGGCAAUGCAUUCAAAGAAAUGCUUCAGUUGGGAUCUUCAAAGCCAUGGCCGGAUGCAAUGCAAGUGUUGACGGGGCAGAGGAAAAUGGAUGCUGGGGCUCUCAUUGAGUACUUCAGACCACUCAGUCAGUGGCUGGAGAAGAAGAACAAGGAAUUGGGAGCGUAUAUUGGAUGGGAAAAAUCAACAAAAUGCGUAAAAAAAUAAACCAUAUCCAGUAUAAUCAUAUCAAAAUGGACGUAAUAUCUCAUUCUCAAGUAACACAUCUCUGUGUCUUAUAAAUUUUCUGUGAAAACUUCAGUGUUUAGUGUAAUGAUUGACAGAGGUUCACUUAAAUAAAGCACUUGAUGACUAUUA
Molecule: messenger RNA, 2242 nt
Organism: Phlebotomus papatasi
Lineage: Eukaryota; Metazoa; Arthropoda; Insecta; Diptera; Psychodidae
Product: angiotensin-converting enzyme-like
Exons: 4
Coding region: 221-2092 (623 amino acids)
Biological process (GO): proteolysis
Cellular component (GO): plasma membrane
Molecular function (GO): peptidyl-dipeptidase activity; metallopeptidase activity
Source: RefSeq, a predicted model, not a curated record